UGCCAGCCUGGGCAGAAGCAAACAGCCAGUGUUCCUGGAGACACACCACCGGAGCUGGUACCAUGGAUGUCCUAGCCCCAUGUCUGCUGCUGCUGCUGCUGCUCCUGGCCCUCCCCCUGCACCUUCUGGACCUGCUGGGCUGCUGGCAGCCCCUGUGCAAAGCCUACUUCCCCUACCUAAUGGCCAAGUUGACGGCCUUGACCAACAAAAAGAUAGAAGGCAAGAAACGGGACUUAUUUAGCCAGAUAAAAGAUCUUAAGGUAACUUCCAGGAAAGUGGCCCUGUUGGAGCUUGGCUGCGGCACUGGUGCCAACUUCCAGUUCUACCCACCUGGCUGCAAAGUCACCUGCGUGGACCCAAACCCCAACUUUGAGAAGUUCCUGACAAAGAGCAUGGCUGAGAAUAGGCACCUCGAAUAUGAGAGCUUCGUUGUGGCUUAUGGAGAGGACAUGAGAGAACUGGCUGACAGCUCCAUGGAUGUGGUGGUCAGCACGCUGGUGCUGUGCUCUGUGCAGAGCCCGGAAAAGGUCCUGCAGGAGAUCAGAAGAGUCCUGAAGCCGGGAGGAGUGCUGUUCUUCUGGGAGCAUGUGGCCGAGCCUCGGGAAAGCCUGGCCUUCCUGUGGCAGCGACUUUUCGAGCCUACCUGGAAACGCUUCGGGGAUGGCUGCCAUCUCACCAGAGAGACCUGGAAAGACAUUGAGAGGGCACAGUUCUCUGACGUCCAAAUGGAAUGGCAGCCCUCUCCCUUCUGGUGCCUGCCUGUCGGGCCCCACAUAAUGGGAAAAGCUGUGAAAUAACCCCCCAAGGAGGUCGCCUGCUCCCCCUGCCUGCGGCCAGAACCCAGCCCAGUACUGCUGGGGUGACACCAGCCGCAGGCCUCUUCCACAGUGUGGCUUUCUGCAGUAGAGGCAGAAAACUCUACUGCAAAGCUCUGGACUUAGUCCACCCACUUCUAGGGCCCCUGUUCUCUCUCUCCCUUGUCCCACUGGUUAAGUUCUCACUGCUGUCCUGAGACUACACCCAUGUGCCCCUUGGAACCAAUCACAAGUCAACACACCAGGUCACCUCAGCCUCCUCCCCCACUACCCACUCUGUCCUGAGCUUCAGAGGACCAGAGAGAAGCAGAAACUCUCAACAUGGGAGAACAGCACUCAAUAAAGCAACCAGAAUUUUUAUCGUCAAA
Molecule: messenger RNA, 1183 nt
Organism: Meriones unguiculatus (Mongolian gerbil)
Lineage: Eukaryota; Metazoa; Chordata; Mammalia; Rodentia; Muridae
Gene: Tmt1b
Product: thiol methyltransferase 1B
Exons: 2
Coding region: 63-797 (244 amino acids)
Molecular function (GO): S-adenosylmethionine-dependent methyltransferase activity
Source: RefSeq, a predicted model, not a curated record